CAUUACCCUAUUUGUCGGGUUUGGAGAAAUCCACAAAAAUCCAUUUCAAUGAGGUUAAAUACCCAAUGGUUUAUUUUGCUAUCCUAUGAUCAUAUCCCAACCCAACCCAAGAUGUAUGCGCUUAUAUAUAUAAUGUGAUCUAUAUGUAUUAACAUAUGGGCACUGUCCUAAAAAAAACAACUGAAAAUUCAGUAAACUAACUGCGCGCCAUGGCUGAUGCUUUCCUCAUCAGUUCCCCGGUCAACAGAGACGACCAAUUUUCCGGCCGAUGGCUGAUCACUUCAGCAACCAUCGGAGUUAUACUAGUCGGAAUUUGGUACUUCGUAUCGAGAAUGGUCAAAGGAUUGAAAUCACGAGGAGCAACAGCUGCUUCUUCUCUGCCUCCGGGGCCUCGCGGCUUGCCGAUUGUUGGCUACAUCCCAUUUCUCAUGUACAACGGGAAGAACAUUCCACUUCACCGGCAAUUCACCCACCUCGCGGCCCAAUACGGGCCCAUCUUCAAGAUCCGGGUCGGCAGCCAACUCCACGUCGUGGUCAGCUCGCCGUCCCUGGCGAAACAGGUCCUUCGGGACAAGGAAUCGGCCUUCUCGAGCCGCAACCUCCCGCUAGCCAUCCGAAUUUGGACCUACGGUGGGCUGGACCUCUCUUGCCUGCCAAUGAGCCAAGACUGGAACUCGAUGCGGAAAGUGGUGCUAAGGGAAGUGCUAAGCAACCCUAGUUUGGACCGCUGCUACGAACUGAGACGAAGGGAGGUGGUGAAGGCGCUCAGGGAAUUAGUUAGGAGCGGUGCACGCAAGCCGGUUGGCGUGUUGGAGUUGGCGAAUAAGAUGGUUGCGGAUGCGACUAUGGCGAUGACGUGGGGAGGAAGGGAUCAUGGUGACGUUGACAACGAGGAGGCUCGACGAUUGUGUGAAGAGGCGAUGGCGCUGAUGGAGAAGCCGAACGUCUCCGACGUGUUCCCAGUUCUUGCGAGGUUUGAUCUUCAAGGGAUCGGGAGGAGAGCGGCCGAGGUGGCUGGACGGUUCGACCGGAUCAUUACCUCCGUGAUUCAGAAACGUUUCGAUGGUAAAGGGUCGUUAAUUAUGGAGCGUAAAGAGGACGGCCGAGAGGUGAAGGAUUUGUUGCAGGUUUUGCUGGAGAAUAGGGAAAGGUCGUCUGAUGCGGGAUCGCCGCUGGCGUCCAUCACCCAAUUCAAAGCCCUCCUUCUGGACAUUACGCCGGGCGGGAUGGGAAUGGUAGCAACCGUAAUCGAGUGGGCGAUGACGGAGCUACUAAGGUGCGACAAGGCAAUGACAAACGUGAAACGGGAGCUAGACGACGUCGUAGGGUUGGAAAACCUAGUUGAAGACCACCACUUGAAGGAGCUGAAAUACCUGGACGCCGUGGUGAAGGAGACGUUCCGGCUGCACCUGACUGUCAUCCAACGAGAAGCGGUCCAGCCGUGUAGCAGCGGCGGGUACGCUAUCCCGAAGAAGGCAAAAGUGAUGGUCAACGCUUGGGCCAUCCACAUAGAUCCGCGGCUGUGGGAAGAGCCUACGGAGUUCCGGCCGGAGAGGUUUCUGGACAGCAGCAGGAGGCCUCUUGAUUUCGUGGGCAGCAACAGCGACUUCGUGUAUAUCCCGUUCGGGUCGGGUCGGCGGAUGUGCGUCGGGGUUAAUUUGGCUACGAGGCUGCUCAAGUACGUGCUGGCUUCGCUGCUACAUUCGUUCGACUGGAAGCUCCCGGCCGGCGAAGGAGGGUCGACGGUGGAUGUUUCGGAUGAGUUCACGUUGAUCAUCAAGAAGAAGAAGCCACUGACUAUUGUGCCCACGCCUCGGCUCUCUUUUCCGGAUCUGCAUGCCUAAUAUGUGCAUAACUACUACUACUAGCUAGACAUGCACUGGAUUUACACUUGUACGGUUGUAACCCUAUACCGCUGGUCAAACUGUUCAAAUAUAGAGACCAAAGUGUAAUUGUAGUUAGGGUUUGUUAUAGCAAACCUAUAAAUAUAGUUGUAAACUGUAUCAAAGGUAUUACGAAAUAUCGUUGUAACCUACUAUAUAUGAUAUCAUAUCAAGAAUCAACUAGUCUCAAUAAUUCGACUUGUUAGAAGAGGUUUAAUAAUGAAAUUUUAUAUCA
Molecule: messenger RNA, 2118 nt
Organism: Linum trigynum
Lineage: Eukaryota; Viridiplantae; Streptophyta; Magnoliopsida; Malpighiales; Linaceae
Source: the annotation of a GenBank genome assembly